CAACAAUCUGGCCGCCGAGCUCGUGCGAAAAGAAGCGGCGCAUCAUCCUCAGCUCAGUCCGCCGCAAUUUCGGGAGUCAUUUUGCGCUGCAGAGGCUGAGCUACUCGGCGAGGCUGUAGCUGCACUCGAUUGAUUCCUCCAUUUACAGGAUUAUUAUCAGCAAACAGCAAGCUGGUGACGCCGGACUCCAACCCGGCCGGUCCUUGCCUGAGGUAAAAAGUGGCCCAUCCCUCACCUCAGCUAUCAUCAACAAGACAUCAGCCCGUCGGACAACAUGGAUUACGACGCCCUCAAGGAGCAGUGGGGUGAGGUCGAGGAUCGCGAUGGCGUCCGCCUGAGCUGGAACGUCUUCCCAAGUACUCGCAUGGAAGCGUCGAGAUUGGUCGUCCCAAUCGGUGCCCUCUACACUCCCCUGAAGGAGAAACCCGACACUCCCCUACUUCAUUUCGAGCCCGUCACCUGCAAGCAGCCAUGCCGCUCGGUCCUGAACCCCUUUUGCCAGGUCGAUGUGCGCGCUCGCCUCUGGAUCUGCCCGUUCUGCCUGUCGAGGAACCCCCUGCCGCCGCAUUACAAGGAUAUCACCGCCAAUGCGAUCCCUCCCGAGUUGCACCCUUCCAACACGACCAUUGAGUAUAGGCUAUCACGACCGGCCCCCAGCCCGCCCAUUUUCCUCUAUGUUGUGGACACGUGCCAGGAAGAGGACAGCUUGGCGGCCCUUAAAGAGUCGCUCAUCAUGAGUCUCAGCCUGCUGCCUGAGCAUGCGCUGGUUGGUCUGAUUACGUAUGGGACGAUGGCUCAGGUCCACGAGAUCGGCUACACUGAGUGCGCCAAAUCGUACGUCUUCCGGGGCAGUAAGGAAUAUACCGCCAAGCAGGUCCAGGAAAUGCUUGGCCUCAUACAACCAGCCUUGCGCCCGGGAAUGCCUCCCGCCCAGCCCGGGCGACCUAUGCCUAUGGGACCUGCCUCUCGCUUCCUGCUCCCAGUUGCGCAGGCCGAGUUCCAGUUGACGAAGGCGCUCGAGCAACUCCAGAAGGACCCUUGGCCUGUUUCCAGCGACCGCAGAAACCUGCGCUGCACCGGAGUGGCCCUCUCCGUUGCCGUUGGCCUGCUCGAGACCUCUUUCCAAAAUGCCGGAGGACGUAUCAUGCUCUUCGCUGGUGGUCCAGCUACGGAGGGUCCUGGUAUGGUCGUUGGCCCCGAGCUGAGGGAGCCUAUCCGGUCACAUCAUGAUAUUGACCGUGACAAUGCCAAGUAUUACAAGAAGGCGCUUAAGUUUUACGAUAACCUAGCCAAGAGAACUGCUCACAACGGCCAUACCAUCGACAUUUUCGCUGGCUGUCUAGACCAAGUCGGUCUCCUGGAAAUGAAAGGCCUCUGCAACUCGACGGGUGGGCACAUGAUCUUGACAGACAGUUUCACUUCGUCCAUGUUCAAGCAGUCGUUUAUCCGCAUCUUUGAAAAGGACGGGGACGACAACCUCUUGAUGGGCUUCAAUGCUGUCCUCGAGGUUCUGACGACCAAGGAGCUCAAGGUUACUGGGCUCAUCGGCCAUGCCGUUUCGUUGAACAAAAAGUCAACAUCGGUGGGCGAAACAGAGUGUGGCAUCGGAAACACGUGCUCUUGGAAGAUGUGCGGCAUCGACCCGAAGUCCAGCUACGGCAUCUACUUCGAAAUCGCCCAAGGGGGUCCGUCACAGCACCAGCAGAGCCAGAAGGGGAUGAUACAGUUCCUGACCUACUAUCAGCACUCUUCCGGUCAAUUCCACCUCCGCGUCACCACGAUUGCCCGUAAUCUAAGCGGCCCUGCUGGAGAUCCGGCAAUUGCGCAGUCCUUCGACCAAGAAGCCGCAGCUGUGCUGAUGUCCAGGAUUGCCGUCUUCAAGGCUGAAGUGGACGAUGGGCCGGACGUCCUUCGCUGGGUGGACCGGAUGCUCAUCAGGCUGUGCUCUAGAUUCGCAGACUAUCGAAAGGACGACCCAUCGUCCUUCCGCCUGGAAAAGAACUUCACGCUUUACCCACAGUUCAUGUUCCAUCUGCGGAGGAGUCAGUUCCUGCAGGUCUUCAACAAUUCGCCCGAUGAGACGGCCUUCUAUCGGCAUGUCCUCAACCACGAGGAUGUCAGCAACUCACUCAUCAUGAUCCAGCCUACCCUCGACUCAUACACGUUUGACCAGGAAGGCGGACAGCCGGUGCUCCUGGAUUCUACAUCUAUCCAGCCGACCCAUAUCCUCCUCCUCGAUACCUUCUUCCACAUCCUCAUCUUCCAUGGCGAGACGAUUGCAGAGUGGAGAAAAGCCGGUUACCAGGACCAAGAAGGCUACGAGAACUUUGCAGCCCUCCUGGAGCAACCAAAGGAGGAUGCCAGGGAACUUAUCACGGAUCGCUUCCCGCUACCGCGCUUCAUUGUCUGUGAUCAGGGUGGCUCCCAGGCGCGGUUCUUGCUCUCCAAGCUCAACCCGUCCACGACACAUACUUCGGGCGCCGGAGCCUAUGGUGGCGUUGGCGUACAGAGCGCGCAAACCAUCUUCACAGACGAUGUGUCCCUACAAACAUUCAUGGAGCAUCUCAUGAAGUUGGCGGUUAGUGGAACGAACUAGAUGGUCUAGAUCGAGUUCCGGGAACUGCGAGACGUGCGGGUGUAGAGUCUGGUGGGACCGGCAGGUUGGGGAAAGAUGUGAUGCGCCUGUGGGCGCUCAUCUUUAUAGAGUAAAGGGCUUUGUGUGUGAUUGUCUAGCGUCAAUCUUAUAUGGCAACCGAUUUGCUUAGAAAGAGUUCCUUCCUCUGUCCUCAUGCCUGUUGCAGCUGGGACUCUGAGUGAAGAGUUGACAAGACGGGGCGUCCACGAUGGAUGGAACUUAAGACGGAAGAGGUGGGACCACAGUGUGGCUCAAACCAAUCAACUACAAUCUGGCUGUGG
Messenger RNA from Chaetomium strumarium, 2916 nucleotides. RefSeq lists its product as uncharacterized. Gene Ontology annotation, molecular function: zinc ion binding; GTPase activator activity. The coding region runs from base 275 to 2596 and encodes 773 amino acids. The record is from RefSeq and is a predicted model, not a curated record. The transcript is spliced from 6 exons. Lineage: Eukaryota; Fungi; Ascomycota; Sordariomycetes; Sordariales; Chaetomiaceae. Gene Ontology annotation, biological process: COPII-coated vesicle budding; COPII-coated vesicle cargo loading; intracellular protein transport. Gene Ontology annotation, cellular component: COPII vesicle coat; endoplasmic reticulum exit site.